Toxoplasma gondii ME49 is the source of this 1307-nucleotide messenger RNA. RefSeq lists its product as hypothetical. The transcript has 3 exons. The record is from RefSeq and is a predicted model, not a curated record. The coding region runs from base 345 to 1229 and encodes 294 amino acids. Lineage: Eukaryota; Apicomplexa; Conoidasida; Eucoccidiorida; Sarcocystidae.
GCGGAUAUGCUUACACAGACAAAGUCGUAAUCUUUUGAAACAGAGGUUGGGGCUGCAUCAAGUGGGCCAAUGCGCAACGCAACAGCAAGCGCAAGGUCAUGAUGAGGUUGGGGAAUCAAAAAACUGCAUGUCUAGUCUGACGACGAUGUCGUUACACAUUUACGCUUUUGAAUCAUGUAGCAAGUAAUCCUGAACAGCUGAUAACCUCGAGUUUGUGCCUGGGGUAAAGCACGCUGACCUCUUGUCAACAAAGGACGCUCGCUGCUCACGUUGCCCUCAACCAACACAGAAAUACGGGCAUGUGAAAGGGUGGCUGCUCCAGGCUACAGAUGCGCUAAAGAAAAAUGGAGGGCGACGAAAUGAACAAACCACCAACACAGCAGUGGAUCAAAAACAAUUAUUUGCCAAAAGUGGCUGCUGGCAAAGCAGCAUCAGUGACAGAGCGGCAGAUAUCUGAAUCUGCGCGGGAGUCCCACGCUCACCGGGCGUCGGAACUCAACCAGGUUAAGAGUGACAAGGUGACAUCAGUGCACGCCGGGUCACAAAACCCGUGGAAGAGAGCAGCCCGGAUACAGCCAGUUAACCUUACUCGAACAGAUGGGAUCAUAGACUUCAUGGAAAAAUGCACAAAUCGCAUCGAAGAACUGCAUGACGAUCUUGACGACAGGGCGCCGGAGACACCAAUCAAGGGUCUCCCGCUUCACGAGAAGCAUCUGCACUCUGCGUCCCCUGAGGAUGGAUCAGAACGGGCGGAGAAGACUCGCGGAGCUAGGCUAGCCCCCCUAAAAGUGAAUGCGCUGGAGUCGCGUGCAGGUCAUCCAGAUGCGGCAGCCACUGACACCCGACAAAAGUGUGAUCUAGCCACCGAAGAGUAUCUCCCGAACGAGUGCUACGACGACCAGAGUCUAACAUUCCUGCUUCAUGACUUCAGGUUAAUACACGAGAGAGAAUAUUUCUUCACUGGGAACAAUCAGAUAGUGUUGGAACGGCUGCAACACCUUACGGCCCUCACCAUCAGUGACCACUGGUGGCUAAGUCCCGAAGUGAUUAAGCAAAUUCUGUCGUUCUCUCGAAACCUGGCCGUCCUGGAGUUGUCUGGAUGUCGAGUAGAUCAUGCGGUUGCGCAAGCACUUCGUGGUUGCACCAGGCUGAACGCACUCGACCUGAGCUACACCAAGACUCUCCGGUCCCUGGCCAGCCUCCAAUAUCUUGAGGUUAGGACAAUUUAAGGCCAGUAAAACCUUACGUGACCCCUAUCCCUACCGGGUCACUUUCGGGCUUACCCUAUAUGUGCUGGCAAUGCUUCA